GGGGCCCAGAGGUCUCGGAGAAACUUGAUGUUCCCAGGGAGCGAGUCCUGUGCAGAGGAAACCAGGACCAUGAGGAUUGUCCCUGUUUUGGUUUGGAUUCUUUUCCCAGGCUGCUGGGCAGUGAUGGGACCUGGCACAGCGCAUGGCCAGCUGGGUGGCUCGGUGUCUGUGCAGUGCCAGUAUGGGGCAGGCUUUGAGGCUUAUCCGAAAUUCUGGUGCAGACGCAAAGUUGUGCUGUGUUUCAAUCACCUCAUCUUUGAGACCACGGGGUCGGAGGCUGAGGAGACGUGGGGCAGAGUCUCCAUCCGUGACAAUCACACCCAGCGCGUUAUCACAGUAACCCUGGAGAACCUGACGCCGGCAGAUGCGGGGACUUACCUCUGUGGGGUAGCCAGGAUUGGCCUCCCUAAUCCCAGGGACUCCGUCAAAGUCAUCAUCUCCCCAGCUGCAGCACUUCCUUCAAUCCCAACGGAAAAGGCACCACAGGCAACAGACCAGCCAGCUGCUCCUGCCUUCACAUGGAUUUCCACUGGAAGCCAUGUAUCUAGCUCAUUUAUGUCCUCAAGUAACAGCUGCUUGGACAGAAGUGGCACCCAAGCACAAGCCCAACCCAACAUCCUCUAUCCCUUGUUCCUGAUCGUCCCCAUCUUCCUGUGCAUAGUCUGUGUUGUGAUCUGGGUGAGCGUACAGUACAGGAGGAAUUCCAGGGAGAUGGUGCUAAACAGACACGACAAGGAAUUACCCCUCUCCCAACUAAGGAAUGGGUCAGAAUCCACAGGAGAAGAAUGCAUCUCUCAGAUCUGCCCACAGCAUAAAUCCACAGAGUGCGUCUGACUUUCCUCUCAUGUAAACAAACUGUUUUCUCCACAUUCUUAGGGGACAGUCUCCUGCAGGUGUCUGUCUCUGUGGUUCCCAUGUCUAGGCUUAGUUCAGCAUCAUAAACACAAUGAAUGGCUGGCAAGAAAAAAAGAGGGAGGUGGGUGUUCUUGCAGCCAACUUGGGUGGCCCAGCGCUGAUGGUGCUGCAGAAUUUACCCCCAGAAAAAAAGAUGGAGUUUUCCAAACCUGGCACAAGCCCUUGACACGUGGUUUGGAGCUAGCCAAUCAAUCUGAGCUGACUUGGACACAGCUAAGAGCUAGGAGAGGGCAAGAAGUAACCCCACCAGAAGUGGAGGAGGACCUGUGGAGACUGGCGUUCCUGAUAUACUCAGCUAGUACCGUGGCCUUCCAGGAUCAAUUGGCAAUGGACCAUUUAUAGAUGCUCAGCUGGACUUGGACUUGACGAUCAAGAUGAACAAAAGGAGGCCAGAGACACUCCAACAGGCUCUGGGCUUAGCCACAGAGUGUGAAUCUUUUCUUGGAGCACUGCACCAGAAGAGGAAGCAGCUGCUAAUGAGGAAGGUGACUGCCAUGCACCCUAUAGGUGCAGCUCUGUGUUUAACAAGGACGAUGGUGAAGGGGAUUCUAACCUGCUUGAUGACAUUUUUGA
Messenger RNA from Mauremys mutica (yellowpond turtle), 1488 nucleotides. RefSeq names its product CMRF35-like molecule 2. Lineage: Eukaryota; Metazoa; Chordata; Testudines; Geoemydidae. The transcript has 5 exons. Gene Ontology annotation, molecular function: transmembrane signaling receptor activity. The record is from RefSeq and is a predicted model, not a curated record. Gene Ontology annotation, cellular component: plasma membrane. Bases 28 to 834 code for a protein of 268 amino acids.